ACCGGGGAUUAUCCUCUGCCUUUAUGCGUGACCGUCUUCCGUUCGCAGGCACGGCACAGUACCCGCUCAAGCCGCCAGACGUACACACACCCAUCCACCGAUCGGCCGGACACAGCCAAAAACAUGGGAGGACAUGUCUCUCGAACCGAUUUCGAGUGGGUUUACACGGACGAGCCCCAUGCUACACGGAGAAAGGAGAUCAUGGCUAAGUAUCCCCAGGUGAAGAAGUUGAUGGGGCACGAUCCGAACCUCAAAUACUGGGUGUUUAUAAUGGUCGCCGUGCAACUGACGAUAGCCUACUUGUUGAAGGAUUCCUCCUGGCCACUGAUUCUACUGACCGCCUACUUCAUAGGAGGGACCAUCAACCAUAUCAUGCUUGUCGCUUGGCACGAAAUUUGCCACAACCUCGCCUUCGGACACGCUCGGCCCAGAGCGAACAAGGCCCUCGGCAUCUUCGGAAACGUCAUCAUCGGUUUCCCGGCAUCCAUCUCGUUCAAAAAGUAUCAUCUAGAGCAUCAUAAGUUUCAGGCCCAAGACGGUUUCGACCCUGACCUUCCGACUGUGUUUGAAGGUCAGUUCUUCUGUAACUCGUUAGGCAAGGCAUUGUGGGUGUUCCUGCUGCCCGCGUUCUACUCGCUCCGCCCCCUGGUGGUGCGGCCAAAACCCAUCACCGACUAUGAGGUCAUCAACCUCGUGUUGGUGGGCAUCGCUGACGUUCUCAUCGUGUACUUCAUGAGCUACAAGUCACUGUUCUACCUGGCUAUCGGUACCCUGCUAGGCUUGGGGCUCCAUCCCAUGGCUGCACACUUCAUCGCGGAACACUACAUGUUCAUUAAGGGUCAGGAGACCUACUCGUACUACGGACCGAUGAACGCCAUUACCUUUAACUUGGGCUAUCACAUGGAGCACCACGACUUCCCCAACAUUCCAGGAUGUAACCUACCCAAGUUAAAGGAGAUCGCUAAGGAGUACUACGAGCCUCUGCCUUCCCACUCGUCAUGGCCGAAAGUUAUUUGGGACUUCAUCACAGACCCGGCCAUCGGUCCGUACUGCCGGAUGAAGCGCCGGAGCAACCGGGCCAGGGACAACGGCAGCUGCGACGACGACCCCGACAAGGACAUGUAAUCAUCGGCAGCUUUUAUCAAAGUAGUAUAAUACAGACCGGCUGACGUACAUCAUUCAGGAGGUCAAUGGGUCACCGAAUGAUAUGAGUUAAGUACAGUAGAAUAUCUAUAUUAGUAAAUGCAAUGAUACUUUCAUAUCAAAGUGAUGAGGCUUGUUUUGGUAAAAUAAAAAAAAACUGGGCUAGUGAAUCACUUUUGGAAGGAUAUACACAUGCACAUGUACUCAGUAGUGGAGACGUGGGUAAGUGUGAAGUCAAAUUUCAGGAAGACCAUCCCUACCUUUAAUACUACUUAUUUUUGUUACAAUGAAAUCUUAAUAAAUGCAGUAAUACUUUCGAAAGUGAUGAGACCUGUUUUCAUAGAUAAAAACAAACAAACAAACAAACAAAAAUGGGUUGGUGAAUCGCUUUGAAAAGGUACACUUAGAAGCAAAGUGGAGAUAUAUUGGUAUGUAAUGUAUGGCAUUAACUUUCAUUUGAAAAUCAUGUACUUAAUGUUAGUAUUUGUGAUCUACAUGAAGAUUAAGUGCAACAUGUUAAAAAGGUCUUGUUCUAUGUUUGUAUGUGUGGCAUGUACAUGUAUAUUGAUACGUCUGGGAAGACUCCUAGAAAGUCUCAACCAUAUGUUAAAACAUGGUAUUGACAAGUGUGUUGUUUGAAGUAGUCUACAGGGCUAUGAAGUUUAAUGUGCCUUUGGCUCAAAUAUCUAGAUACCUGGAUAAUUUUUCAUGACACUGUGGCAGAUGUACUGACACACUAUAUACAGACACUCAGUGUAACAGUUGUAGCACGCAGCUGCUUUGGCCUUAAUCACAUUUUCAUAAAAAUAAUUCUGUACAACUAUUUCCAAGUAAAUGUACCUACACCUUCCAUGUUUAGAAUAACUGUUUCCUUUACUUGGUCUUCCAUCGUGAUAAUAAUGUCUUUUGUUUGAAUUUAUUUGAUUGUUACUGACAUCUAUCCAAGCACCAUGUGAAUGUUUGAGUGUAUUUUUUUUGUUCACACAAACCUCUGCUCUGAUGAUGAAGUGUAUUAAUUAUGUGCAUGAUAUAAUUUUUGUUUACCAUGUUGUGACAUAAUCCAGAGAAUUGCUAACAGAUCAUAUACGUAAAUGUGGAGGUUUUACCUUUGUUGUUGUGUCAAACUGUCAAUGUUCUUCGAUUCUUUAACUUAAUCACUGCAACAUUUUGUACAAUGCAAUUAGCACCUUCCACGAGACUGCUUUAGAGUGGUGAAUACUCAUAUUUGAUUGUUUCUUCUAAAUAAAGAAUGAACACUUAACAAAUUACAUACCAUGAAGAAACCUGUGAAGUCUCUCACAAAGAUGUCACAAUGAUAACAGUAACUACUAGUAUAUUAAUUCUUUCUGCAGUUCCGCCUAAUCCUGCAAGGGUCUUGAAAUAUAGUCAUGUACACAUGUAUGCUGGGGCUGGAUAAUCUCCAAGCAGAGUAAUCCUUUCCAUCAUCGUAUUUCUUAAGGGUUCUCCUUGAAGAAUGUGAACUGUUAAAUUUUAAAAUAUUGAACACUAGAAAAGAGUACCAAAUGUUGCUAAUGAGGUUUAAGACACUGAGACUGAGUUGAAUCCUCACAUCUGCUUGGAAAUUAGGGCACUGGGCUGGUGUGUGGUUGUAGCUAGCCUGUGUUAAACAUCUCAUAAACACUGCUGGGGGUUACUUGGUCUCCUAUUCUUCUGUAGGCAGCAACUGUUGGGUGGGCCAGCUGCUAGGAGUGCAAUUUAGUCAUGCUAUGGUUUGUUGCCAUUUAAAGGCAAGCCCAUGAUACAUUCUCUGACUACUUUUAAAAGUUUUACAACAUUUGAAAACUUAAAAAAAAAUUCACAGCACAAAAAGUCCAUUCUAUGUCUCCAAUGGGGAACCAGUCAGUAUUUUAUUUCUGACUGCAAAAAACAUGUUUCACUAAAUCCUAUAAUUUCUACGGCUCAGUUGGAUGAGCUUAACACUGCUUCUUGCAUCUCUAUGCAUAGUUAAACAUAUUGCACCAUGUCAUCAACAAGUUUCAUAGCAGACAGUAUUUGAUGUCAGGUUAAAGAGUUUUAACAAUAAUAUCAUGGCUGUUGUGACAAUGGAUCAUCAUGUCUACCAUUACAAAAGAUAACAAAGAAAAAUAUGUAAAAACCCUCUGAACAUACACUUCGAUUUUCAACAGUUAUGUGGCAACAUACCACUUAUAACCAUAACUCUUAAUCUGGCUAAUUCAUUUUAUCUACAUGCAAGUUCCAAAAGUGAAUUCUUAACACUGGUAGUGUCAUGAAUCCCUGAUUGCAUUGCAAAGAUUUCACACCCACAAACCCCCCUGCUUUAGCAAAUCCUAUCUUGGCACGUAGACAGCCAUGGAUUAUGUAGAAUGUUAUAGAAUGUUAACUUGGAGUACAGACUUGAGAAGUCUUUCAGGUAUCAGUGAAUGUAUUGGAACUGAAUGGUCUGAUCAUGUAGCCUGGGUGCCAUCCCCAGUAGUAUUUGCCUACUGGGGAUGGCACCCAGGCUACUGAUCAUGGGGAAAUACCCAACUGAAUUACAUCAUAGAAUGGAUUAUUACUCAUACAAAUGUAUGACGUAUCUUACUCCUCCAUUACACCAUGGUUUAUGUUUCAUACCAUGAUUACACAGUACACAUUGCUGGCAACCUCAUACCACAUCCUACUGCCCAGGGUAUACUGAAUCACAACCCUGUCAAUCAACUGAAACCCAAUCUCUGCACACUCAUUUCCAAUCCUUCCUACUUUAAUAUAUAGAACAAAAUACAUACAACCUCCCUAUUUAAUCUGUGCAGCCUAAAACAAUACUUUCAUUGUGAAAGUAGUUAGUUGACAUCAAACAUUAGAUCUCUGGAUGGUUGAGACAUGUAUACAUGAUUGGUGUUAACAUAACCCGAUGUCAAAAACCACCAAUAAUUCACUGCAACCUAAAAUGAUAUGAAUAAUUAUAGUUGUCACCAAUAAUAUACAAAGAAAAUACAUGCCUUAAAAACAAGGGUAACAAAUCAUUUGGACAAACCAACAUGAUUCUAUAUGCAUUCAAUAAAAUUCACCAUAACGUGGAGUCAACAAUAAUCCACAAAAUAUCCUUCAAACAAUAAUAUUAACAUUUAUCGCUUAUAUACCAACAAACUGUCAUAAUAACUUAAAUCAGUACAAUAUAAGUGUAGUAACAUUUUGGACCCAUUCCAGUGCAUACGUGAUAUAUAUCUAUAUUAUUAUUCUCUUUAUCUGAUGAUAUUCUAGAGGGCAAAUGUACAACUGGUGUUAACACUUUUCUAUUGAAAGUAAUGAUAAGUGCAACCCAUACUAGAAGGAAACAAUCAUCAUGAUAGAGAAUAAUUUCAUAGAGCAGAGUUGUUCUUCUUCAUAGAGAAUAUUGCAGAAGACAACAUAAAAGAUGGUCAAUGAAAUGCUUUUGACAAAAAAUUCACCUGUACAUAUAAUUUGGACGAAGAUAGACACACAUAACAGAGUUGUACUUUUCUUUCAUCUGUUU
Branchiostoma belcheri (Belcher's lancelet) is the source of this 4618-nucleotide messenger RNA. RefSeq names its product sphingolipid delta(4)-desaturase DES1-like. The transcript is spliced from 6 exons. The coding region runs from base 124 to 1125 and encodes 333 amino acids. The record is from RefSeq and is a predicted model, not a curated record. Gene Ontology annotation, biological process: ceramide biosynthetic process. Lineage: Eukaryota; Metazoa; Chordata; Leptocardii; Amphioxiformes; Branchiostomatidae. Gene Ontology annotation, cellular component: membrane. Gene Ontology annotation, molecular function: sphingolipid delta-4 desaturase activity.